GGAUCCAAUUCACGACUUCAUUACGUUCCCAGCAUUCAUCUGGUCCUUCAUUGAUACACGCCAAUUCCAGCGACUUCGCGCCAUCAAGCAGCUCGGCGUUUCGUACUAUGUCUGGGCUGGUGCUUCGCACAACCGAUUCGAACAUUGCAUUGGUGUCGCGCAUCUAGCGGGUAUGCUCGUUGAGCGUCUCAGAGCGAUGCAGCCAGAGUUAGGUAUCACGGAACGCGACGUGCGUUGUGUACAAUUGGCAGGCCUUUGUCAUGACCUAGGACACGGUCCGUGGAGCCACGUGUGGGAUGGCCAUUUCAUCCCCGAGGUCUUGCCUGACCAGAAGUGGACCCACGAGGAUGCGUCUGAAAUGAUGUUCGACGACCUCGUCAGGCAAAAUAAUAUUCCUUUCGAUGAGGGUGAUGUUAACUUUGUCAAAGAUCUUAUUAAAGGAAGCGUAUGUCAUACAGCUCACAGCAAGCCUCCAGAAAAGAAGUUCUUGUUUGAUAUUGUUGCAAACCGACGCAAUGGGAUAGAUGUCGACAAGUUUGAUUACAUUGCCAGGGACGUUCGUGCAAUUGGCGACCACAACAACUUCUCGUCAAGGCGUCUGAUCGACUCCGCUCGUGUGAUAAACGACGAGAUUUGCUAUCAUAUCAAGGAUGCAAACUCAGUUUACGAACUCUUUUCGCUGCGUUUCAGCAAUCACAAGCGGAUCUACAGCCAUAAGACUGCUCGAGCCAUCGAAUAUAUGAUUGUCGAUGCGUUGAAAGCCGCGGAACCCAGCAUGAAGAUUGCGAAACAUAUACUUGACCCUGUGAAGUAUGUGUACUUGACAGACAAUAUUCUGGAGCGUAUAGAGAUGUCCGAAGACCCUUCACUGGAAGAAAGUCGGAAGAUAAUUGAGCGCAUACGCAGACGCGAAUUGUACCGAUGUGUCGAUUGGGGCACUUUUCCGUACAACGCUCUUGCAAGUUUGAAGGAAACAAUCACACCAGACCACAUUGUCCGCUCUGCAAAAGGACUUUUCAAUGCUGUACGGACGGGCAAGAAUGACUACACAGCUCCGAGCAAGCAUGUCGUCACGGGUCUAUCUCCUGAGCAUGUAGUAGUUGACUUCUCAGUUCUGCAUCAUGGGAUGAAGGAGAAGAAUCCAAUCGACUCUGUACGAUUCUAUGGGAAACAUAACAUUAAUAAAUCAUUCAAGGCCGAACCCGGAGAGCUUUCUACACUCAUGCCUGCGUGCUUUGCUGAGAUCCAACUCCGGGUCUAUACAAAGGAAUCUAUAUUCUAUGGCCUCGUCCAAGCGGGAUAUCGAGAACUCCUUUUGGCUCUAUCGGACGACGCGGCUCCGCCAUACCUAAAUCUCAACAGUUCUCCUUCGCCAUCAGUGACGGAGCCGCCUUCAACGCCACGUAUGCGUGCAACGGCGUCACCGCCGGGUUCUCGCAAUAUGAGUUUUUUGAACCUGGCGAAGACACCGUCAUUCACAGCUCCAAACAAGUUUACGAAGGUUGAUGCGUCGUUUGCUCCGCCUUCACCUUCACUGAGCGCAAAACGCGACAGACUGUCUGUACCGCUCGAAUCCCGAUUUGUGAUAGAACCGAGCCUUGUUGUGCAGGAUAGCCUAGCAUCGGUGACAACAGAGGCUGCACAGAGUGACGCCGGUACAUCGAGUUCUGCGCAGACGGCUGUAGAAGACCAUACCAGCCCAACUCGUUCUAAUCAGGUUCCAACGGAUACGGACGAACCAAAGACCCCGAGGAAGCUGCGAGGUGCCUCCUCCCAAGAGCUGAUACUGUCACCUUCACCGAACAUCACACCGCGCUCUGCGCACGGCACACGUCGCAGGCGAACAAAUAGCGUUAAUACUUUGGACGAAGGAAAAGACUUUUGCAAUAAAAAACGAAGGCAUUGAGGUUGCCCUAAGAAAAUGUUGAUCACGUCUUCUGCGCGAUUCGCAUUUCGUUAUUGUCCUGCGUUCUUUCUUUCAUGUCGCUCGUCACACGCCUUCUCUGUUUAUUGGAUGUUUGCUGUUUUUUCUUUGCUUGCUUGAAUUUUUUAUCGAUCGGCUCCAUCUGUCAUUCCGUCUCCUAGAAUCUAGUUCCUCCUUGACUUCGUUCAAAUCAUCAAAUCUCGCACUUUCAACCAUGUCGCAUUUUUGUUUUAGAGAUCUAGAACCUCAUGACUCUUGCCCUCUUUCGCAUCCACGACGCAAUGUCCUCUAGAAGCCCAUGCUUAUAGCUAUCCAACCUCC
This is a messenger RNA of Fomitiporia mediterranea MF3/22, 2245 nucleotides long. RefSeq lists its product as uncharacterized. The transcript is spliced from 9 exons. Bases 173 to 1906 code for a protein of 577 amino acids. Gene Ontology annotation, cellular component: nucleus. Lineage: Eukaryota; Fungi; Basidiomycota; Agaricomycetes; Hymenochaetales; Hymenochaetaceae. The record is from RefSeq and is a predicted model, not a curated record. Gene Ontology annotation, biological process: dGTP catabolic process. Gene Ontology annotation, molecular function: dGTPase activity.